Molecule: messenger RNA, 1482 nt
Organism: Danio aesculapii
Lineage: Eukaryota; Metazoa; Chordata; Actinopteri; Cypriniformes; Danionidae
Gene: egfl7
Product: EGF-like-domain, multiple 7
Exons: 9
Coding region: 332-1201 (289 amino acids)
Biological process (GO): anatomical structure development
Cellular component (GO): cell surface; extracellular region
Molecular function (GO): calcium ion binding; signaling receptor binding
Source: RefSeq, a predicted model, not a curated record
UGACAGUUCUGAGAGACUACUGAGUUUGCAAAAAAACUGAACCGAGCAAGCGGGACCGCGCGCAGGGUUUAAGUAGCGUAAAUUUGGGCACAUGCGCGUUUUUGGACAGUCCGUAGAUUAGAUUAUUCCUCUAAACUUGGUGGGAAACUUUGUUUUUGGGACUCGCUGGGGGACCAGUCUCCUACAUCCUCGCAGAAGCGGUUAAUCUCGUGGACAGGAGCAAUCCAGUAACUGACUGACAGGUGAACUAGAGGGAAACAGACACGCCUGAAGUCUCUCUUUCUGCUGUCAGAAACACCUGAGAGACAGACAGACAGACAGACAGACAGAGAUGUACACAGCGCUUCUGCUCUCCUCCUCUCUGUUUCUCCUGCAUGUGACCUGCACACCUCAGACUCACAGUCAUCACGGGAGGAGAGUGUGUGUUGGUGAUGUCUGGAGUCGUCGUGUGUCUUACAGCACAGAGUCUUUUCUUCAGCCUGUACACAAACCCUACAUCACCAUGUGCCAAAACCACCGCAUGUGCAGCACGUACAAGACCAUCUACAGGGUUUCUUAUAGGCAGGUGAGCAGAGCAGCUCCUAAUCUUCACAUUUACCCAGAAUGCUGUCCUGGAUGGAGACGCAUGCAUUCAAACAACUGUAACCAAGCGGUGUGUGAACAGUCUUGUGCAAACGGAGGCUCAUGUGUGAGGCCCAAUCACUGUGCCUGUCUGAGAGGAUGGACAGGACGAUUCUGCCAAAUAGAUGUGGACGAGUGUAAGGAGGCUCAGCACUGCUCUCAGAAGUGUGUGAAUACGCUGGGCAGUUUUCAAUGUGUGUGUGAGGAGGGAUUCAGUCUGGAUGAAGAUAAAGUCACAUGUUCAAAAAAUCCUCCUUCCUCACCGACUGAACAUUCAGACCCAGACCAUCAAUCAACCAGAAACACUGGUGGAGGUUUGGGGUUGGCGGAGAACGUUACUGAAGAAGUUCAGAUCUUAAAAAACCGAGUGGAGCUCCUGGAGCAGAAACUGGAGAUGGUUCUGGCUCCCUUUACCACCCUCCUGCCUCUGGAUGGAGCAGGGGACACUAACAGCUUCUUGUCUGAGCGAACCAACUUCCUGUCCCACUCUCUGCAGCAGCUGGACCGAAUCGAGUCCCUCAGUGAACAGGUCGGCUUUCUGGAGGAGCGAAUCGGAGCCUGUGGCUGUCAGGAAAACUAGACGAUUAACGGCAUCACUGAUCACAGUCUGACCCAUCAAACAUGUUCAUUCCUCUCAAAAACACGAGGGAAACAGUGUCGAAACUCUUUAUAUGGCACAGGAGCCGGUGAUUAUGUUGAUAUUGUUCAUGUAUUCGUGUCAUUUAAUUGUUGUGUAAGUUUGGGUCAGGAGAAAUGUAAAUGUAUGUAUUUAUAAUUCCACGUUCUUUUCGUCAUGAGUUUAGCUUUUGGAUAAAAUUCCUUUUUUACGUCUCAUUUUGUAAUAAAACUGCUUAAAUCUUA